CGGCUGCUACGCUGCCCCACGCGCUCCGCCGAUGCCGCAGCGCGGGUGUUGCCGCGUUCCAGCGUGUUCCAAGGCCGUGGGAAAGCCGCAAACGCUGACAUAAUCGAGAAGAAAACCAUGGCGGCUCCACCACGUGAGCAUUCCGUACUGCUGGACCGAAGCCGUUGCUAGCCGCUUUUCAUGACGGUUGACCGUGGAUAUCGCCAUCUGCCCCAGCAAGAACAACCCUUGGUUCCUGCACUUCCCAAGCGAAGCAUGCCUGCUAGCGUCGGAAGAAACAGGCACGCGGUGGGUCAGAUGAGGCAAUUACGGCAUUAUUCCGCAGCUUCGUAAAUAUUCGUCUCCAUUUCCGUUCGUUUUCAUGACACAUUCUUCACCUCACCGCUCGUUUCACGGCCGACUUCGGGAUUUUGAGUGCCUUGGAGUGCUCAUGGCAGGGUCAGGGGCAGUUGCGCGGCCCAGAGGGCGUUUCCUUAAGGUGUCUUCGCGGGUCCUGACUGGCAAGCCGGACGAUUUGCAGCACAGCAUCGUGCCUUCUCCCAUCAGACUUUCUGCUUCCCGCUUUGUCCGGACCUUGGGGGGUCAGUGCUUUUGUACUUGGGCCGAAAUCUGACAAUUUCCAACCCGUUUUUGGUCCGUUCUGCUGGGUCUUUGGCUCCUCUUUUUCGCUGCCAUGUCACCGCACGAAACCACGUCCAAACAAAGCGCCGCGCUUGAUGAUCUUGCAACCACCUUCACCGUUACCACCAAUGGCUUUCUCCCAGCUGAGACUCCGCUAGCGCGCAUACCCGAUGCGUACUAUCAGCCAUGGGAGACUCUGGCUCGGGACCUCCCAAAACUGCUCCGGGAAGGGAAGCUGAGGAGCGCCAUCGAUAAUCUCCCCAUCCUCGACUGCUCUCGGCUCGGCCCGGAGCCCGAGUGGAGAAGGGCGUAUAUCGUCUUGACUUUCCUCACGCACGCCUAUAUCUGGAGUGGCGAGACCCCAUCUGAGCGCCUGCCGCCCCAGGUUACAGUCCCCGUUUUGGCGGUAUCGGAGCACCUCGACCUGCCCCCGGUCGUCACCUAUGCGGCUUCGAAUUUGUGGAACUUCCGCACCACCGGCGCCGCGGGAGAUCCCGCUUCGUUCAGCGACCUGGAGUCUCUGGACUGCCUGCUCAGCUUUACGGGAACCCCCGACGAGUCAUGGUUCUACAUAAUUAGCGUUGCCAUGGAGUGCGAGGGCGGCGACAUCAUCCCGACCAUGCUCUCUGCCAUGGAGCGCAUUUCGGCGGCUGGUACCAACGGCGCGGACGUGUACACCACCGCCACAGCCGCCCUGGAGCAGUUGAUGGCGUGCAUCCGUCGCGUCGGCCGCAUCCUCGACCGGAUGCACGAACGCUGCGAGCCCGAGGUCUUCUACCACGCCAUCCGCCCCUUCCUUGCGGGUAGCAAAAAUAUGCAGGCAGCUGGUCUACCACGGGGCGUCUUCUACGAGCGCGGCGGGGGCGAGGGCGACUGGAUGCGGCUCAGGGGCGGGAGCAACGGCCAGUCGUCGUUGAUCCAGUUUUUCGACCUCGUCUUGGGCGUCGAGCACGCUGCGACCGAGACCCAGAAUUCUGGCGCCGCCCAAGAGCGGCCCGUGUCGCCGACUCUCCACAAGUCCACGCAGAUGGCUGCCGCUGAGGAGGAGCCUGAGCUCCCCUUCCACGAGGAGGUGCGCGCUUAUAUGCCCGGCCCCCACCGGCGGUUCCUCGCGCACGCACGCGCCCUGCCCAGCAUCCGCCGCUUUGCCCUUGAGCCGUUUGAAGCUGCCGACCCGCUGUCCGCAGAGAAGCAGCUGCUCCAGGAGACGUUUGAGCACGCCACCAAGGUCCUGGCCGAGUUCCGCAACAAGCACCUGCAGAUCGUGACGCGGUACAUUGUCGUGCCCUCCCGCAAGCACCAGCAGAGCCAGAAGAAGGGGUCCAUCGGCCUGGCCGCUGCCGGGACCACUCUUUGGCGUGAGCCGCCGCAAAACCCCGUCGCCGUGCCCAAGAACGCUAGCCGUGACGCCGGUGCCUCCCCUGAUGGUAAGGCUUCCAAGGGUGACACACGCGAUCGCCGCAUGUCGGAGACGCAGCUCACUGGCACCGGAGGCACUGCUGUGAUGCCCUUUUUGAAGCAGAUCCGGGACGAGACCCUUCGCGCUGGCCGACCGGAUUCGGUCCAGCUCACAUAGGCACGUGCCCGCUACAUUCUUGCCUACCUUUUAUUCUUUAAUCACUGUUGUCUUGGGCCGAUGCUUUUUUAUUCCCCUCUUCUUCAGUUUGUUUUCCUUUACCCAUUUUUCCACUUCAUUGUUAGUAUCAGCAUAGCGUUUGGGAACCACAAUCCGUGGAGAAGCUGCAGGAAACAGCGGCAUACUUAGGAGUUCCGCAUUAUAUAGAAUUGCAUCCGUGGAGGCUGUCUUCACAGACACAAACUCAGGGUUCUGUAUCAUAAAAUUAGAUUGGAUUUGUCUCAACUUUCAUGCUUCCAGGCACGUUCACUUACUAACGCUACCUAGCUUGAAGAAGCUGUGUGAGCAAUCAUCUCGCU
This is a messenger RNA of Gaeumannomyces tritici R3-111a-1, 2556 nucleotides long. RefSeq lists its product as hypothetical. NCBI's taxonomy places the organism in Eukaryota, Fungi, Ascomycota, Sordariomycetes, Magnaporthales, Magnaporthaceae. Bases 674 to 2197 code for a protein of 507 amino acids. The record is from RefSeq and is a predicted model, not a curated record. Gene Ontology annotation, biological process: 'de novo' NAD+ biosynthetic process from L-tryptophan. The transcript has a single exon. Gene Ontology annotation, molecular function: indoleamine 2,3-dioxygenase activity; metal ion binding; heme binding. Gene Ontology annotation, cellular component: cytoplasm.